UGUGGCCCGCCUUUUUGUUUUCGACAUGAAUCCCAUUUGCGAGACGGACAUCAACAGUCCGGAGUGCCAGACAUGGAUGAACAAGGUGUGCGCACAUUGCAGGGAACUGUUUGCCAGGGAAGCCACCAAUACCUGGGCCGCCUGGUGGCACGAUGAGACGCCAGUUUUUUACAAGGAUGUCCCAGAGAUGACCGUCUAUGACUGUAGCAAGCUGAAGAACUUGCUGGAGCAGGAGGUGGCCGCAUUGCAUUCAAGUAAAACAAUAGCAUACCCAUCCAAAUCAUUUAACUUUAAGUUAUGGCAAAAAGUACUGCUAAUAUCGAUAUAUAUUGGGAUUAUUGUGGUAAUUGCUCUAAUAUGUCGAUUUUGGAAACUAGAACGUCGGGAGAAAGACCGGCCCGUGGAUGAAGAAAAAGAGGAAUCACCCCGCACAACAUCUCCGCAACCAGAUAAUACACCACUGCAGCAAGACGAUGUACCAAAGCCCGACAAGCGUAAGUCUCUUAAAGGUUGGAUGCGCCAAAGAUGUCGUCCGAUCUUCUUACACAACGAGGCUGCCCUGCGACGGCAGCAAGCCAAAUACAGGGAGAAGGAACUCCUAAGGGAGGAAUAUACACAGCAAAACGUUGAGAAGUGGACAAGGGCCCGUGAGAAAGUUGAAAAGAAGCGUAAGCAAAGAGAAAGUGCUGCAGAGGCUGAAGCACAAAAGAAAAAAAGGGAGAAGGAAAAGAAAGAAGCGGGAGAAACGGUAGAAGCUAUCUAAAUAGCCACAGCUCUAAAAUAACUAUUUCAGAUGGAUAUAUUUAAGAAUAAAAUAUAUAUUUUAAUUAUCUUUA
This is a messenger RNA of Drosophila innubila, 836 nucleotides long. RefSeq lists its product as uncharacterized. The record is from RefSeq and is a predicted model, not a curated record. The transcript has a single exon. Bases 26 to 763 code for a protein of 245 amino acids. Lineage: Eukaryota; Metazoa; Arthropoda; Insecta; Diptera; Drosophilidae.